AUGGCCCGUAUCCCUUGGGAACGCAAAAUCCAAAUCGUCCAGGAGGCGUACAGCAUUCUCCGUAAUGUAAAGCCCACCGCCCGCAAGUUCAAGGUGCAGCCCCAGCAUAUCCGCCGCUGGAAGCAUCAGAUCGAGACCCGAGAUAUUCUGGGUCGCCCUGUUUCCUCGGCCCCUCGCAAGUCGUCGUCGUCGUUGUCUCGCUCCAGACGCUCCGUCGCUGCCACCACAAAGACUACCCUGGUCGCCAACAUCCCUGGCUUGUCCAUGGGCGGUGCCUCCAGCAUCACGACCACGGAAUCGCCUCAUCUGCCCAUGUACGAGCUCGCCCAGCCCGCCUUCACACAGCACUCGUUGCUCUCGGGCCAGGCCUUCCUUCCCUCCCAGUUCAACCCGGUGACCCUCAACAUUGCCAUCCCGUCGCCCGAACUCAGUCCCAUCCACACGCCCAUGUCGCUCAUCGGCGAUGCCAGCCAAGAGUUUUUCCAUCCCCAGGCUCACCAUCCGGCUUCGCGCGAACAGUCUCGGUUCCUUCCCGCCUGGUCGCCCUCGUCCGUCGGCUCCGUCCCCGCCUUCAUCACCAACCCCGCCGCCUCGGUCUUGUCUUCGAUCCCACAGCCCGGAACCACCCCCGUUGUCCCUUACCAUGCCAUGCCCUUUGCCAGAGCCACCUCGGUCUCGUACGUCUCGUCGCCAUCCUUCCAGCUCACCCUGCCCAUCGACGAUCCCCAAGGCUUUGAUUCCUCCGUGCCGUCCCUUGGCCCCGGCUACGACCAAAUGUCUCCCUACGACCCAAUCCAAACCUUCCCGUCUCCCGCUGCCUCCCGCGAACUGUACGACCAGCCUCCCGCCCUCAUGCCGCUCAACAACCAUGUCAUCUGCCGUGGACCCAUACCCUCGCGCUUCUACACUGCUGCCUUACAAGCCCAAUCCUCCCAGGACUACCGCAUGAUGCCCCAGUACCCCAACGCCAGCGUUUCUCCAACCAUCCAAUAUGCCCCAGCGGGCGGCUACCCGGCCGAGCUGCACGACGAUGGUGUCUCGACGUUCCGCCCAAGCCAGUAA
Molecule: messenger RNA, 1062 nt
Organism: Polychytrium aggregatum
Lineage: Eukaryota; Fungi; Chytridiomycota; Chytridiomycetes; Polychytriales
Exons: 2
Coding region: 1-1062 (353 amino acids)
Biological process (GO): DNA transposition
Molecular function (GO): transposase activity; sequence-specific DNA binding
Source: RefSeq, a predicted model, not a curated record